UUGUCAAACAUCCACCUCCAGAAUUAAGAAGGCUACUAAAGGUCAGGCCAAGGGUAAAGCCGUCAGAGACAGCUAAGAAGAUAGUUCAUGUGAAAUUCAGGGAACCCCAGAUCAUACCGUUGCAAUCAAGAACGAGGCUGCUGAUAUAAUCAAGGAGGAAGCCGUUGAUGCAAUUAAGGAAGAGGCUGCUGAUGCAGUCAAGGAGAGAGCCGCCAAUGCAAUUACGGAUGGAGCUGUUAGUGCAGUCAAGGAUGGAGCAAUUAAUGCUGUAAAAUCAGAGGCUAAUAAGAUGGUGGUCGGAAAAGCUAAGAAAGGAGCUGGUUAUUCCAAUACGUAUCUUCCACGAUUUUUCAUGAGCAUAUUUUGAUUUCUUAAUUUAUAUUAA
Messenger RNA from Moneuplotes crassus, 385 nucleotides. Lineage: Eukaryota; Ciliophora; Spirotrichea; Euplotida; Euplotidae. The record is from the annotation of a GenBank genome assembly.